This is a messenger RNA of Hypoxylon fragiforme, 2844 nucleotides long. RefSeq names its product ELMO/CED-12 family-domain-containing protein. Gene Ontology annotation, cellular component: plasma membrane. Bases 266 to 2392 code for a protein of 708 amino acids. The transcript has a single exon. Lineage: Eukaryota; Fungi; Ascomycota; Sordariomycetes; Xylariales; Hypoxylaceae. Gene Ontology annotation, biological process: cell motility; actin filament organization. The record is from RefSeq and is a predicted model, not a curated record.
GCCCCCAAGAUGCCUUACAGUACCUUACUCAUACUUGCCCAUACCUCGCCGCUAACCACAUACUCAUAAGCAGAAACGAAAAAACAAAAAAGUUUCAACUAAUAACUAAUACGUAUGUGAUCGCAUACCAUAUCCGACGAUUAUGCAUUUAUAGUGUCCUACCAAGCUUGAUCAGCGUCCUCCUCAGCCACGUCGCGCCGCUUGACGCCCUCCCCCGCCAAUCCCAGUCGCAAACCCUUCCGAUUACCAUCUACCGACCAAGAAUAUGGACCAAGCAGACAUACCGGCCUUGCUAUCGCGGCUGGCGAGCGAUGAAGAUGCCGCGCGAAAAAUGGCUGUUUUCAAGCUACAGUCCUCUAUAAACGAUCCAUCCUUCGCCGAUGUCUUUAUCUCCUCCGGUGGCUUGAUCGUCCUACGGCGUUUAAUCAUGAGCGCUGGCGGCAACACGCUCGCUUACUCACUACAAAGUCUAAGUCGAUUACUGGAGGUGGAUAUGGGCUGGGAUAUCUUCGAGGGUCCAACGGCCCCAGACCUUGUCGAGCACGUUGUCGAACUCGUUGUCACGAAUCCGCUGGUUAAUAUCCUUCGAGGUGCUAUGUCCAUUCUCGUUGCACUAGUCAGCCAUUCGCAGUCCACAUCUUCGGGAGGUCGCGCACCUGUAACGUUCGGAUUUCGCGCAUUGAAGCCGGCCGUUGCUGUCUACCCGCAAUUUUUCGAACUCGUCAUCCAGCAACUCCAGUCAGCAGACCACGCCCUGUGCGCUAACGCCCUCAUGCUCAUAAACGCACUGAUAAGGGAUGCUAUAUCGAGUGAGACUAACAGCGAAAACGGAAAAUCAACCGGAUCUGGGGAAGAGUGGCCUAAAUUUAUCCGAAGAUUACAAGACCUGGGGUUGAUUAAGGCGGUGUACAAUCUGAUGCAAAGUUCGGCUUUACAAGACCUUGCACACCCCCUGCUGGAGUUUCAGUCUCUUACUAAGGUACUGCUUCAGAGGUGGCGGCAAGUUCAGGUUGAUGUUGAGAGACCGGAGCACAGGAGGGCUUUAAAAGGACUUCACCUUGCAAGUGCGCCAAAUAGAGAUCACGUCAAUGGGAUUGGGAAAAUCGAGGAGCUGCAGCAGGAUGCUGCCGGCAAGAGGACUAGUCGACGGCAUAAUCCUGAAAAAUGGAGGAGACUAGGCUUUGAGACUGAGAGUCCAGCAACGGAGUUUGGGGCCGCAGGAUUUCUUGGUCUCAUGGAUCUCGCUGAUUUCGUGCGGAAGAAUGAAGACGGGUUCCAAAAAAUACUCCUCGAGCAGUCUACCAAACCACUCCACGAACGCUGUCCUGUUGCUAGAUCUAGUUUAGCGGUCACCCUGAUCUUAUACGAGCAUUUUGACUGCGAUAAAUCGGAGAUGGAAGACCUGAGGGGGUACCAGCUGUCGGAAGCGAAGCAUCAAGACAAAUUAUUUCGCCCGUUGCUCCUCCAGUGGUCUCGACUACAUACAGGUGGCCUUAACGCGUUUUUUAAGAUUUGGAAGUCUACCGGGGCGGAACAGGAUGACUUCGAAAAGGUGUCGGAACUUGUCCGUAUACUUGUCGACCAGGUUGUAGGACAGGCCAGUCGAUCCAAAGACAUAGCGGAGGCCGAGGAGGACCUAGUUGAAUACGAAUUUGGACGACUUCGUGAGCUACAGAUGGAGCUCCUCGAGCUUUCGUUUGAAGACCAAUGGGGCCAACAUCUCUAUAAGGUGCGAGAGAGUCUGAACCAAGAAGCUCUCACAUUCAUCAAGGAACAACGUGUCAGGUGCUUAUUGGAAGGCUCCUGGUUUGCGAAGCCAGCGCCGCGAAAGAAUAGUGAAAGUAACAACUUGGCCGCUCGCCGUGCAGCGAACGGCACUCUUUGGAGAUAUGCAAAGCUAUCGCAUAACCGCCGUUUUCUGCACUACGCAGAUUUUGCGAUGCGAACCACCCAUGAUCCUAGCCUGGAAUCUCUUAGCGAGAAAGUGGACCUGCGAGAAGUCAGCUCUGUUGCGUCGAAUGUCUCUGCACCGGCUAAUGAGGCGACGACCGAUGCGAACAACAGCACGAAGAUUACGAUAUAUGGUUAUGCCGAUCCCGAGGAAGCCCAAAAAGCCAAGGACCUUGAUAACAUCAAGGAAGUACCUUUGCUCACCCUACAUCCGUUGAACCAUAGUUUGGCAUCGGAAUGGUUGGACGGCUUCUUGAUGCUUCUUGGCCAAGCGCCUAUAACAGCGGACACCCAGAAGUUGAUCAAGCUGGUUAGGGACUAUGGCAUGAAGAUUCGGCUUCUCAACGUCCGAAUGGAGGCUACUUAUGCGGGGCCGCCAGAAGGUGCUGGUGCGGUGCCCAGCAGAGAGGAGCUUAAUGAUGAUUAUUGGUACGAGAUUUAAGACUGACCUUUAUAGCAAGAAUGCGUGAAAAAAGGGCGACAAUCAAAGUAUUUAAUACGAUUGAUGGUGGGUCGAGUAGCGAGAGGCGAAUCAACAACUUCUCAUGUAAAUCUACAGUGUAGGAGACAUGGACACGGCAUUGUUACGAUUAGGUAUCUCCAAGCCAAUGGGAGCUCGGAGAAUGGCUCAAGGGGAGAGGCUAUGGCGUAUCGUACUGUCUGAGGAUACCUACCACAUUUUGUUUUCGCAUACGCAUACGCAUACAAGAUAUACCCAUGGCUGUGUUUUAGACUCAAGACUCGCUAUUUUAACGAAACGAAAGAAAUUAUAUGAUUGAUUGACGUACUUAUCUGCCUAUCUAUGUACUAUUUUGUGUUUUGUUUUUCUCCCUUGAUUAUUCGCAGUGCACUUUAUGUUCAUGUUCAUGUUCAUGUUCAUGUUCAUGUAUAUAU